Messenger RNA from Poecile atricapillus (Black-capped chickadee), 5881 nucleotides. It is a transcript of the gene SETDB1, whose product is annotated as SET domain bifurcated histone lysine methyltransferase 1. The transcript has 22 exons. The record is from RefSeq and is a predicted model, not a curated record. Lineage: Eukaryota; Metazoa; Chordata; Aves; Passeriformes; Paridae. Gene Ontology annotation, biological process: negative regulation of gene expression; heterochromatin organization. Gene Ontology annotation, molecular function: protein binding; DNA binding; zinc ion binding. Gene Ontology annotation, cellular component: nucleus. The coding region runs from base 274 to 4218 and encodes 1314 amino acids.
CAGAGGAGUUUAUUCCCGGUUCCAGAGCAGUUUAUUCCCGGUUCCAGAGGAGUUCAUUUACUCACGAAUCUCGGGGACUGCUGUCCCCGCGCCCGCCGUCAGGGGGCAGCAGCGCGGGAGGCGCGCGCAGGGAAGUGACGUCACGCGGCGUCCGGGAAGGCGCGCCGAGCUGUGCUCCGGUUCUGCUCCGGUUCUGCUCCGGUUCUGCCCCGGUUCCCCGGGACCGGCGGCGCUGAGUGAGGGGCGAGGCCGGGGCUGAGGGGUGUGGCAGAGAUGGAUUCCCAGGACAUCAAAGAGCUGCAGCAGGAGGUGAUGGACGAGCUGGGAAUCUCCAUGGAGGAGCUCCAGGAAAUCAUCGACAAAGAAGUGGAGAAUUCCGAGUGGGUGAGGCAGCGGAAACAGCAGCUGGAGGAGCUGGAGCAGUGCAUGAGGCACAAGGAGGAGGAGGUGGCCCACGUUGACCAGCUCAUUGACGAUGCCAUGAGGGCCAUCGACAAGUGCGAGACACUGGCAAAGGAGCUGUAUUCCAUGAUGGGGCUGCAGUACCGGGAGAGCAGCUCGGAGGACGAGGCUCCGGCUGCCACGGAAGUGAUCGAGAUCCCAGACGAGGAGGACGACGAUGUCAUGAGCGUGGACUCGGGCUGGAAGCGCAGCAGCAGCAGUCCCAGAAUCUCCAGGGAUCAGAGUCUGCUGCGGGAAGCAAUGGUUGCCAUGAGGAAAUCUGCCCGGGAUGUUGCGAAAUUCAUGGAUGCUGUAAACAAGAAAACAAACUUGCAGGAAGCACAGAAAGAUGCACAACCUCCUCAGGAAUCUCCUGGCACUGCCCAGCCCAUCGCUGUCCCUGCAGCCCCUGACAAUGAUCUCAACGCUGAUGGGGACCUCAAAGUGGGCAUGAGGAUUUUGGGGAAGAAAAGAACCAAGACUUGGCACAAGGGGACGUUGAUUGCCAUCCAGACAGUCGGUGCUGGCAAGAAAUAUAAAGUGAAAUUUGAUAAUAAAGGGAAGAGUUUGCUGUCGGGCAACCACAUUGCCUACGAUUACCACCCGUCUGCCGAGAGGCACCACGUGGGCAGGAGGGUGGUGGCCAGGUACAAGGAUGGCAACCAGAUGUGGCUCUAUGCUGGGAUCGUGGCUGAGACCCCCAACGUCAAGAAUAAAGACAGGUUCCUGAUCUUCUUCGACGAUGGCUACGCGUCGUACGUGAAGGAGUGGGAGCUGUACCCGGUCUGCCGGCCACUGAAAAAAGCCUGGGAGGACAUUGAGGAUGUUUCCUGUCGGGAUUUCAUUGAGGAGUACAUCACUGCCUACCCCAACCGGCCCAUGGUACUGCUGAAGAAUGGGCAGCUGAUCAAAACUGAGUGGGAAGGAACCUGGUGGAAAUCCAGAGUGGAAGAAGUGGAUGGAAGUCUGGUGAAAAUCCUUUUCCUGGAAGCUCUUCCCAUGGGAUCUGUGAGCGUUUCCUUCUCCUUCCCGCAGGAGGACAAACGUUGUGAGUGGAUUUACCGAGGUUCCACACGCCUCGAGCCCAUGUUCAGCAUGAAAACUUCCACAGCUUCCACCCAGGAAAAGAAGCAAAGUGGGCAAACCAGGACUCGUCCCAAUGUUGGUGCUGUGAGGAGCAAGGGCCCUGUGGUCCAGUACACCCAGGAUUUAGCAGGAGCUGGUCCCCAGUACAGGGCUCCGGAGCAGCCGCCGGCUCCACGUCCUGCGUCUCCUCAGCCUGCAGAGAUGGAAUGCUCCGACACCCAGCUGGCCCAGGGCAGAAAGCAGGUGGCCAAGAAAAGCACUUCCUUCCGUCCUGGCUCCGUGGGCUCCGGGCACUCGUCCCCGUCCUCCCCUGUCCUCGGGGACAGCCCAGCAGCCGGGAGGGCCCUCCCGGCCCCGCAGCACCGCGUCCCCAGCAGCGGCCCCUCGCAGCCCUUCCACGGCAUGACGGACCGCGUUCCCAGCGAGCCGUCCUACCGGGCCCCGCUGGAGAAGCUCUUCUACCUGCCCCACGUCUGCAGCUACAGCUGCCUGUCGCGGGUGCGGCCCAUCCGCAGCGACCAGUACCGCAGCCGCAACCCGCUGCUCAUCCCGCUGCUCUACGACUUCCGCCGCAUGACGGCGCGGCGCCGCGUCAACCGCAAGAUGGGCUUCCACGUGCUCUACAAAACGCCCUGCGGGCUCUGCCUGCGCUCCAUGCACGAGAUCGAGCGCUACCUCUUCGAGACGGACUGCGACUUCCUCUUCCUGGAGAUGUUCUGCCUGGAUCCCUACGUGCUGGUGGAUCGCAAGUUCCAGCCCUACAAGCCCUACUACUACAUCGCCGACAUCACCAAGGGCAAGGAGGACGUGCCCCUGUCCUGCGUCAACGAGAUCGACAACACGCCGCCGCCGCAGGUGGCCUACAGCAAGGAGAGGAUCCCCGGGAAAGGGGUCUACAUCAACACCAGCUGGGAAUUCCUCGUGGGCUGUGACUGCAAGGACGGCUGCAGAGACAAAUCCAGGUGUGCCUGUCACCAGCUGACCAUCCAGGCCAGCGGCUGCACCCCCGGAGGGCAAAUCAACCCCAACUCGGGCUACCAGCACAAGCGGCUGGAGGAGUGUCUCCCAACAGGCGUUUACGAGUGCAACAAGAGGUGCAAGUGCAACGUGAACAUGUGCACCAACCGCCUGGUCCAGCACGGCCUCCAGGUGCGGCUGCAGCUCUUCAAGACCCAGAACAAAGGCUGGGGCAUUCGCUGCCUCGACGACAUCGCCAAGGGCUCCUUUGUCUGCAUCUACGCAGGGAAAAUCCUCACAGACGACUUUGCUGACAAAGAGGGGCUGGAGAUGGGUGACGAGUACUUUGCCAACCUGGACCACAUCGAGAGCGUGGAGAACUUCAAGGAGGGCUACGAGAGCGACGCCAAGUGCUCCUCGGACAACAGCGGCGUGGACCUCAAGGACGACGACGACGACGAGAACACGGGCUCGGAGGAACUGGAGGAAUCCAACGAGGACAGCUCCGACGACAACUUCUGCAAGGACGAGAACUUCAGCACGAGCUCGGUGCUGCGCAGCUACGCCACGCGCCGGCAGACGCGCGGCCAGCGCGACCACGGCCUCUCGGAGACGGCCUCCAAGGACUCGGGGCUCGCCCGGCCCCUCGGCCACGACGAGCCCGCCACGGCCCCACCCUGCAAACUGCCCGUGUCUGAGGAGACCUCCAAGAACAAGGUGGCCUCGUGGCUGAGCUCCAACAGCAUGGCCGAGAGCUUCCAGGACAGCGACAGCGCCUCGUCCCUGAGGAUGGGCGAAGGGGGAGAAGCCAAGGCUGUGAAAAUGGAGAUCUCUGUGGAGAGGGAGAAGGGCUGUGCUCCCACGCCGGGAGAGCUGAACGGAGAGGCAAAGGCAGCCAAGAAGGAGGAACCUGAAGAAUCAACCAAAAUUCCUGGGCUGAGCAGCCUGGGAAGGAGGUACGGCUACAACCCCUGUCCCCCCAAGCUGGAGGGGAUCCGCAGGCCGGUGGGGGGGACGCUGCUGCUGCAGAACCGCCGGCGAUCCCUGGCCCUGCCAACCCCCUCAGAGGUGAGUGGGCUGCGAGGUUCCUCCCCAAACCACUUCCACAGCGACCUUGAGCCUUCUCUGGGGGCGUUUUCUGCCUUUGGUUCCCAGGAUGUGCUGACGCUCUCCAGCAGCACCGACAGCGAGGGGGAGCACAGGGCAGGGCAGGCCCCGGGCACCGCCAACGACAGCGACGACAUCCAGACCAUCUCCUCAGGAUCCGAGGAGGAGGAAGGGGAGGACAAGAAAAAUCCAUCAUCUGGGUCAGGUCCUGUGAAGAGACAGGUGGCUGUGAAAUCCACCCGAGGCUUUGCCCUCAAGUCCACCCACGGCAUCGCCAUCAAAUCCACGCCGCUGGCGGCGGCCGACAAGGGCGAGAGCGCGGGGCCCGUGCGCCGCAGCACGCGGCAGUUCUACGACGGGGAGGAGAACUGCUACAUCAUCGACGCCAAGCUCGAGGGCAACCUGGGCCGCUACCUCAACCACAGCUGCACCCCAAACCUCUUUGUGCAGAACGUCUUCGUGGACACCCACGACCUUCGCUUCCCCUGGGUCGCCUUCUUCGCCAGCAAGCGGAUCCGAGCCGGCACGGAGCUGACCUGGGAUUACAACUACGAGGUGGGCAGCGUGGAGGGCAAGGAGCUGCUGUGCUGCUGCGGGGCCAUCGACUGCCGGGGCCGGCUGCUCUGAGCCCCCCGCUCCCAGCGGAUCCCGCUGCUCCUGAGGCCUGGUGCUCGCUUUCCCUCAGCGAGGGUAAAGUUCCUUCUCAAGAGGUUCUCAGUUCUCCCACUCACCUGGAAAAUCACAGAUGGACACGGAGCAGGAACGGACUCGGGCUGUGCUGGGCGGUGAUUCCCAGCCCCUGGGCUUUUCCCACCUUCCAGAGGCUGGAGUUAUCCCACAAGACCAUGGGCUCCCUCAAGGAAGCAGCUUUUCCUGCUCUGCUCCAGUUUUCCACCAAAUUUAAGGCACAAAGUAAUUUUUUCCAGCAGCAAGCACUUGUCCAGCAUUCCCAGGAAGUGCUUUCUAAUUGGCACGGAGGCCUUGAAAGUAGGAGGGAGGAUGGUGGAAAGAAUCCCUGGAAGAACUGGACCAAUCGGGAUUUAUAAAAUUCAAGUGAAAAAAGACAAAAAGUAAGUACCUGUCUUCACCCGUGAGCCGUUGUAAAGAAUCUUUUAGUUGCUAAAAAGCAGUAAAAGUGUCUUUUUCUAUCAAAACAACCUACCCUGAUCUUGAGACACAGCAAAGAGCCCUGAAAAAGAAGGGUUGAACCACUGCCAUCAUCCUUGUUCCUGUGGGGUUUGCAGGAAAAAUGCCAGAGGUGGAUGGGCCCAGGCAAAGGGAUAAGGAGCUCCCACAUUUUCACCUUUCCUUCACCUUUCCUCCAAACAAACACUCCUUAAACCCUCCACCUGGGAAAAUUGCAGAGAAACAGGUUGGGAUUUUCUUGAGGAAGCAGAUUUGGUGCCUCUGCCACCUGCAGCCCUCCCAGGACGUCACUGGGAGCCCCUGAGCUCCUGCAGUGAGCUGGACACGGAUCCACACGGAAAAUCACACGGAAAAUCACCGGGAUCUGGCCUGGGCUUCGUUUUGGUUUGGGGGGAAGGAGGGAAGGCACUGGGGCACAUCCAAAAGGUUCAAAAAGCCACCCUGAGAACUGGAUGGAAGAGGUGAAGUUGUUCACUCGGGGGUCAAACCCCAGCCUGGAGGUGGUGGAUCAGUUCCCAGCCCCGUAACCAACACCAGCCCAGCUCCAGGCAGCCCUGACAAGGGAGGCUUGUUGGGCUUUCUCCUGCUAAAUAACCUUGUUUUUCCUUUGUAAAAUAAAACCUUUCUGGGGCCUCCUGGAGCUCCAGUUCCAUCCCGAGCGUCCACCUGAAUGGAGGCUUUGUCAUCCCAGCGGGGCCGCAGCUCCUCAGAGAACCCAAACCCACGCUCCAGCCUGGGCUUGAAGACUUGGAGAACUUUAAGGAGAAAAAAAAAAUAUAAAAAACAUCAAAAUCCUCAACACUGCCCAUUUUUAGCUCUGCCUAAAGGAUCUAUGCCAAACCCAUCUAAUGCCUCCACCCCAGGGCCAUAGUGCCACUCACAGAAUAUGCCCAAAUCCUGUAUUUUUUUUACCCAAGUUUAUUAGUUUUUUUAACUUUUAAUAUAUUUAACCUUUUAUUUAUUUUUUCUUUUUUUAAAAAACAAGAACAACAAAACACAUUUUGGUCUGGCAUUGGUUAAUGGUCCUUUUUCCCCCCACCCCUCCGUGCUGGGAGGUCUCGCAGCAUCCCGAGGGAUGCAGGAGACAGAGCCAAGCCCGGCUCCUUCUGUCUUCCAAAUAAAUAGAAAGAAAAAAAAAAAAAAA